Messenger RNA from Thunnus maccoyii (southern bluefin tuna), 3432 nucleotides. It is a transcript of the gene fam193b, whose product is annotated as family with sequence similarity 193 member B. Gene Ontology annotation, cellular component: nucleus; cytoplasm. The transcript is spliced from 10 exons. Bases 172 to 3084 code for a protein of 970 amino acids. The record is from RefSeq and is a predicted model, not a curated record. NCBI's taxonomy places the organism in Eukaryota, Metazoa, Chordata, Actinopteri, Scombriformes, Scombridae.
AUCUUUAACCUAUGAACUCCUGAGUGUGCCAGUCCUCCGCCAUAUUGACUGUUGUCUUGACUGGAGAGGAGAUAGAGAACAUUUUGAGGUCCGAGAAGAAACGAAAGUGUGCUUUUAAAAUAACCGAAACUGGUGCAAACUUGGCCAAAGCGUUUUACAAACAGCGUCGUGAUGGCAAGGAAGAAAAGCAAACAGCAAGGCGUCGCCCAGAAGGAGCUGGUGCCCGGACAGCAAACCGUACCGAAGAGCCCAGUCUCUCCCGGCGAUGCAGCCGGCGGUGGCGGCGGAGAUGCUGGGCUGGAUAGGCUGGCUACUACCAGGGCGAACCAGCCUAUGCACACCUGCUGCCUCCUGUGCCACCGUGAAUUCAAAGACUGGGGAGCAAACUCCAUGAACGGACUCCCAGGGGGCCAUGGGACCAAGCUGGCUGAUGCCGUGCCUGCACUCUCCCAGGCCUUAUUGCGGGAGGCGCCAGGGCGUAAGCUUGCUGAUGCGGUGCCCUCGCUGUCUCAGUCCCUGCUGGGAGAGGUGCCUCUGUGGAUCUGUCAGAGCUGCUGCAAGACCGUGGAAGAGGAGGAAAGACGGAGCACCCAGGAGCAGCCGACGCCGGUACCAUUGUCACACUCUUCCUCCUGUAAGUCCCAGAGCUGUGGGAACGGUUACCCGGAGCAAAGUACUGUGGAUUGGGACCCGAGUUCCUUCCUGUCAGCCCACAAACUGUCAGGACUCUGGAACUCAGCCCACACCAACGGAGGGGAACACUGCAGCCACAACACUUCAUCACACUCACAACAAGGUAUAACAGCAGGAUCAGCCUGUCAUGAGAAAAGAGGACUUCACGAAGCGCCGGGGAAAUCUGCUAAAACGUCGGGGACCAAAGUGUGUCCCUACAGUCACCCGUCAUCCCAGAAUUCCAGUGGAUCCUCUGCUGGGAACCCCCUGUCUACCUCAGCAGACCUUUGUAAGACCACUCCCAAGCACUUCAAGACCAUGUGCCGUCGACCAACGCCACCAGGUGAAGCCUUCCACCCCAGUGACCACCAUCAACAUACAGACUUGUCGGUACCCCCCAAUAGUCCAACCGGCCUGUCUUCACAGCAUUCCUCCCUCCUGCCUCCAAAGCCAAGCUCCGGGCAGCACAGUCAUGUAACCUCUUCCUCUGCCACUGGGGUUGCAGCCCACGCUCCCUUCUCCCCGCUGGUACCAAACCUCCACGGCCCAACAGCUAAACUCACCUCUCCCAGUCCAGACAGCCCAACAUCUGUUCAUAAGCCCAGCCCGUGCAAAAACGCCCACAUUCCUGCCGUGAACACACAACACAGCAAACUGGGCACGUCUAUCUGUAACCACCCUUGUAAUGGACACAGUGGGGGAACGGUGGCCACUUCAAAUGUAGGCCAUAUGACAGCUGGGGCCUGCAGGGAUCAGGCAUGUAAGGGGCACAAAAUGACUAAUGGGACGUUGUGCCAUCCGCCGUCGGAGAUAGAGGAGGGGGAGGAUGAAGACAGCAGCUCUGAGAGGAGCUCCUGCGCCUCGUCUUCUACCAACCAGAAGGACGGGAAGUACUGCGACUGCUGCUACUGCGAGUUCUUUGGACACAAUGCGCCUCCAGCUGCACCAACUAGCCGUAACUACGCUGAAAUCCGAGAGAAGCUCCGCUCACGACUGACCCGACGUAAAGAGGAGCUGCCUCAGCGUCAGGACUCAGAACUGACAGUGGCUGGUGCCAUUGACAACCGGGACGUGGAUGAGUUGCUGGACUUCAUAAACAGUUCGGAGCCCAAACCUGUUAACAGUGCCAAGGCUGCCAAAAGGGCUCGACACAAACAAAAGAAGAAGGAAAAAGCUCAGCAGGGCAACAUGGGUGCUGCAGGCAGUGACCCUCACUCCAAUCCAUCUGAGCCUGUCGACGAGCCCAUCCCUGACGGUUCUGAAGCCAGUCGGUUGCUGGACUGGCCUCAGCUGGAGCUUGAGCGCGUCAACAGUUUUCUCACCAGUCGGCUCGAAGAGAUUAAGAACACCAUCAAAGACUCAAUCCGGGCCUCGUUUAGCAUGUACGACCUCAAUCUGGAUGUCAAUGACUUCCCAAAGAAGGCAGCCACGUUGGAGGGCAACCAUUUACUAUCCCAUCUCAAUGGUUCCUCUGACCUGCAGCAGAUAGACCUUGACCUCGCCCCUCUUUCACUGGGAACCUUUAAGAGCCACCUGGACCUGGUUAAUGGAUGGGAGGACACAACCACUGUCUCAUCUCCUAAUACCACCACCACGGCAUCAGGGGUCACUGUUGGGUCCAAGGACAUCCAGCGGUUGCACACUACCCCCAGUCUCUCAAAGCUCAUAAGGGUCCGUUCCCCAGAAAGAUGCACUUCCACUGGAUCUGACAGUUUGCCACAGGUGCCAGCCCAAGCAACAGCUAAAUCAAAGGAGGACAUCCCUGAUCCCAAGAACUCCGCAGUUGGAAACGGCGGUACAAAGUCAAAGAAGAAUAAAAAGCAGCAGCAGCAGCAAAGACAGGAGCAGCCUGUGUCGGAGCAAAAUUCCAACAAACCAACCAAAGCUGCCUCCGGGAAUGAAACGCAGAAAACCAUUGAGUCUAAGGUGGCUGAAAUUGGUUCUAACGGCUCAAAAGCUGGGAGCAAACAGCCUCAGCACUCUGCAGACAACCAGAGAAAUGGGCCUAAGAAAGCUGAGGAGAGCAAAUCAUCCAGAAAUGUUGCCAGUGGAGCAAAUGGUGGCCUCUCGAAUGCACAAAGGGGGAAGGGUGACACAGACACACGAGGAUCUCGGUCCGAGCAGGAUUCAGAAAGCAAAGCACACCCCACCAUUCCAACCAACGGGCAGCAACAGCUGCAAUCCAAGGGAAAAAAUAAGAAGAACAAGAACAAGGGCGAAAAAUCCAGCAGCGCUAUUGAUGAUGUAUUUCUCCCUAAAGAUGUGGAUCCCACAGAAAUGGAUGAGAUUGAUCGGGAAGUGGAAUACUUCAAAAGGUUUUGCCUUGACUCUGCAAAACAAACUCGCCAGAAGGUAGCAGUGAAUUGGUCCAACUUCAGCCUCAAAAAGGUUCCUUCCAAUGCAGCUCAAUAACUCGGAUGAGUGCCAGAAAAAAAAAACUUCACACCACAAACUCUUUGAGUAGAGCCCUAUUUGGCCUGAGGCCUUCUCUCAUUCCCUGUUUUCUUCUCUUCCUUACUAAGCCAAGGGACCCUGGUUCAAAAUCAUACUCUCCAUUCAGAAGACUGAAAUAUAACUUGUGGCUAACAAGCCAGAGAUCACUCUCAAGGCCGACUCUACCCUUUGCUAUUAUUGCAAUGUUCACUAAAUGAGAGAUGCAAAAUGGAAAAAGUCUGUUAAAUCCACUGCAUCCAUGUGCUUAAGUAUGUAGUAUGUAAACAAUUACCUUACAUGAAAUAAAUGUUUUUAUCACAAAUCUGA